AGGAAAGUGGAUUUGGCACGAUUCAUCCAUCCAUCACCAAAGCUUAUUAUAGGGAAGAAGAAGAAGAAGAAGAAGAAGAAGAGAAUCUGCGAGCGAAGUCUCACUUUGGUUUUAAGAAUUAGGGUUUGGAGGUGAAAGCAGCAAUCAUGAGGGAGGUUGUUGUGCACAUAUACGAUGCGACCAACAGUGGAUCGGAGGAGAUUGAUAAUAGGUUCCAUAAAGACGGGAUCGGUCCUAUAGUCGGCGGCGGCGGCGGCGGCGUAUUCCACAGCGCGAUUCAGGUGUAUGGGGAUGAUGAAUGGUCUUUUGGGUAUUACUGUGAACAAGCAAGUCGUGUUUUCAGCUGUCCUAGUACCAAGAACCCUAUGUACACUUAUCGUGAGAAGAUUAUUCUCGGGAAGACUGAUUGCUCCAUCUUCACGUUUGAUCAGAUACUGCGUGACCUCACCAGGGAAUGGUCUGAAUACACUUAUGAUUCGUUUUCCAAAAACUGCAAUCACUUCUGCGAUGUUCUAUGUGACAGGCUUGGUGUGCCUAAGCUCCCAGGUUGGGUGAAUCGCUUUGCUCAUGCUGGUGACACAGCCUUGGGAGUGGCAGUAGACACAACAAUGCCGGUAAAGGAAGCCAAAGCUGAACUUGUAUCAACUAGUAAAGUGGCGAGUCGCUUGCUCUCGGAUGUUUCAUCGGACGUAACUAAUAGCUCCAGUGGCCCACCACAACGGCCUGGAACCAGCAACAAAUCAGACAAUGGGAAAAUGAAAAUGCAAGGCUCUUGGAAAAUGGUGGCUAAACGUAGUAGGAGUUCGACAAAGCGUGCUAAGAAACAAGUUGCACGUUCUCAGGAUAUCGAAGCAGAAUACAAGAGUGCAACAAGUACAUCAGCCGAAGGAGAUUCUGGAUCAGAAAAGCUUGGUGUUUCUGUUCUAGGCCAGCAUUUCGCAGAAAGAGUAGAGCAUGUUCCGUUAAAGAAACGGAGAUUUAUGGUUCCCUCUCCAUCACCUUUGAAUAGGUCCUUUGCUCGUGAUGAAGACUCACAACUUCGUGCGCAGAUCAAACACUCUCUGCCUGUUUCACGGUUGAAUCCUAAUCUAAUGGGCGGGAAAACAUCAAAAGUCUCUGAUGAUAAACCUGACUGCGGCGGUCAUGACUUCUUUGGUAUUAAGAUACUUGCAGAGGUUGCUUGCAGUAGUGGUAUGAGUAGCGAAAUUACAUCCGCAGUAGACCGUCAGCUUGUUGAACAUGUACGAGAGCAAGAUGCUUUGACCUUUUCUCCUAAUGAUUCAUCAACCGGAACUGUUGAUGUCUCAGGGAAAGAUACUACGAUUGUGUCCAGUGACAAGGGUGGGGAAGGCAAGAGCAAAAUCGUAGUGCCUCAAAAUGCUUUGGUUGAUACUUUGGGUAACGCUUCGGCUGCUGAUCAGAGUGAAUCCUCAACAGAUAGGCCAAGGGAAAAUUUGGAAGCUGGUGAUAGCAGAAAUUUAGCACCUCAGAGUGAGCCGGCUACCGUGUCAGAAAAUGUAUCUGGUGAUGAUCGCACUGGAAAGAGUAAGAAUUCUGAAUGCCUUACAGAUGAUAGGUUACAUUGGGAUUUAAAUCUUCCAACAGAUGCAUGGGGUCAGCCUUGUGAUGUAGUCGAUGAGACAUCCAGAAGAUACUCUGAUGGAGAAGUCACCGAAUCCAUUACUGAGAGCAGACAUGUUGAGGGUAGCAAGGACUACUCGACUGGCCUGAUUGCAUCAGAUGUGUGCAUGAAUUCUCAAUUGUUGUCUGGGCCUAGUGCUGAAGAAUCUGUUCGAAAUGGAAAGGAGUGCCAAUCUGGUUAUGAUUCCCAGUUCGAGGAUGGAGAGUUGAGAGAACCAUACCCUUGGGAAGAAAACGAGGGUGAUAGUGAAGAUGUUGAACAAGUGGAUUAUGGGUCUGAGCCAGAGAAUGAGCGGUUGUACUCUUUGGCUGAGAGUAAUGAGAAUAAGCUAGAGGACAUUAAGAAGGAAAUCCUGGAAGAGACAAAGUGUGGAGCUGUCAAGUGUAAAUCUAGCGAUGUGCAUGAAGGAAACAAUGAUGUAGAGAAGCAUGUCGUGGUUUGCAUGAAUAAUUCACAUUCAAAAGGGUCUUCUCCAUCAAGGAGCUUCAGGUCAAAACAAUUCAGGGAGUCACCUUCACAUGAACCCAUCCGAAGGAGAAGGCCUGAUAGCUACGAAGAGCUUAGUGAGAGAGACGUUGGUCCAAAUAAGUUCGUCGGGAGAGAGAGAACAGAGAUGCGUAUGCAAAACAGGAGUCCUAGGAGAAGACAGUUCAGCGGCUGGGAUUCUAGACGUCGCUUCUCCCCACCUAUAUACAAAGAUGGUGAAUACCGUUUCAGACGUCAAGCCGUUGUGGAGGACCGAGUUAUGUUGAGUGGCUUUGAUCAGCCAGGCCCAAGUCCUGGUUCUCAUGGCUAUGUUCGUAGGCAUUUCUCAAAUGAAGGAUACCAGGGUCGGUUCAGAAGGUUUCCAGAUGGCAAUGGGAAUCGUGAUUUCAGAGACGCAAAUCGUUCCUUCCCUCCCGGUGAGGCGAACGACUAUCCAAGUCGCAUGCACAUCAACCGGAUGAAUGGUAGGAGAGAGAGAAGGAACUCCCCUCCCGUCUUCAGGAGAUUGCACGACCCUCAAUCACGGUCCAGGUCCAGAAGUCGCUCUCCAGUUUCAUGGAACGGGCGGAACAGAUCUCCUCAAGGGUUCCGGGGCGAAGAAAACAGGAUGGAGAGGGUGAGGUUCCCGUUCCAGAAACGGUUUCCUCUCAACCAAGAGACGGGAUUCAUGUUGCAGCAAAGAAACCAGCGAAACUCAAGGUGUUUUGAUGGGAGAAACAAUGAUGGCGGUUGGGAGAAUCAUCAUCAUAAUAACUUGAGGGGAAGAACAGGAAGGAUGUUUAGAUCAGAGCAGAGAUUUGACAACAACAUGAGAAGGGUGAACUCGGAGAACAAUAGUAAUUUCAGACCAUAUGUGCGGCAUAAUAAUAAUAAUAGAAGGUUUGGUGAUGGUGAUGGUGGUGGAAGCCGAGGAGAAGGGUUUAAGUAUGAGGGAGCGGAGGAGAAGAAUGAGAGCAUGUAUGAGAUGGUGCACCGGGCUCAGGUAAUGGAAGAAGAUGGUGGACGGUUAAGAUUAGAUGGAGAACAACUAGGCACUCUUGUUUCCAACGACAAUAAGAAGAAGAACGAGGCGUCAUUAACAAAUAGAAUAUGACACUUUUGGGUUUUGGUUGGUUCUCUUUUUUUUUUUUUUUUCUCAUCUUUUGUGUUUAGCAGUUAAACGACACCAGAGUUUUAGAAAUGCCUGGUGUUGAUUUCUUCUUCUAGUUUAGGGUUUAGAGUUUGGUUCACUCCUGUUUCUAAAGGCUUGUAUCACCAUAAUACGUGUGGGUUUGCUGCCACACACGUAACAUUGUAUUGCAACAAGUUCUUGAAGUAA
This is a messenger RNA of Brassica rapa (field mustard), 3446 nucleotides long. RefSeq lists its product as uncharacterized. Lineage: Eukaryota; Viridiplantae; Streptophyta; Magnoliopsida; Brassicales; Brassicaceae. The record is from RefSeq and is a predicted model, not a curated record. Gene Ontology annotation, molecular function: peptidase activity.